Messenger RNA from Pecten maximus, 3301 nucleotides. RefSeq lists its product as uncharacterized. Lineage: Eukaryota; Metazoa; Mollusca; Bivalvia; Pectinida; Pectinidae. The transcript is spliced from 2 exons. The record is from RefSeq and is a predicted model, not a curated record. Gene Ontology annotation, molecular function: protein binding. Bases 554 to 2542 code for a protein of 662 amino acids.
ACGGUCACUUGACAUACCGUCAUACAUACUAAUGGAGCGAAUAUGGUGGGAAGCGAGUGGCUAUUCCCCGACAUAAGGUGUUGGAAAUAUUAACUUGAAGUUCGCUCAUCAAGUCAUUCAUAAAGAUGUUUCAUCAUAAAUAUUGUGUUCUCGUGGAAGAAGAAAAUUCGAAGAUGUAUGGGAACCCAUCUUUCAGCCAACAAUCGAAGUUAUGAUUCAUUUUAACGACCAUUGUGGUAAUGGUUAUAGACUUGCGAUGUUUGAUUAAUAAAACCCGUUUUGACGCCACAUGGGCGGUAUUUAGGAGGAUGUAUUGCCCGAACGUCUUACUAAAAUUUUACAGGAUUCUCCAACACAAAAUGAGCAGUGACAUCACCUAAAGUUACCAGACUAAAGCGUCAUCUUCUCAGGGAAACUCUGUACAUUGCACGAAGCGGCCAGAUAAUGGGUUUCCUGGUACACCUGAUUUACCAGAAGAAGAGCCUCAUGGGAAACAUCUAUACUUCACUGAGAAUGAUGUCAGUACAAGUUUCCUAAAUUGGCAUACAGUAACAUGGAUCUUACAGAUACACGGAAAGUGUCCAGGUAUCUGUCCCAACAUCUUGAUCGCCAUCCCGGCGUAGGUUCUGAGAAGACAGUGAAUAUAAGACGUUUUGUGAAAUAUCUUCUUGAGAAAAUGUAUGUAAUUUCUGAAAGGUUCACAUCCAUAUCUACUGGUUCAAGAUCAGAGGGAUUAGAUUUUGCCAGUUCCGAUGACGAUGUUAUGGUAAUACCGGAUAGCGUGAUCAUUGUUCAACCACAUGAUGAGAUACCAGAUAGAGAUGCCAGUAAAACUAUCCUGGUCAUGGACAACACUAACUGCAGACCGGGGUAUACUUUACUCAGAUUGCUCCGAAGUACGUUUUCGAUGAUUGCAGUCAUAGAUUCGCUGACAGAUUUCAAUGGAUCAAAGUACUUGUCUAGUGUUCUUUUCAGCAGUAACCUCUUGAGACAUGAUCAUUUCCUUCACGGACCUUGUUCGACAUUGCCUGGUGAGAGGUUUGGUAGUGAGGUUGAUUAUGCACACUGUUUCCACUGCCGGUCAUGGCCAUAUCACCUCAGCGAUUUCAGUUAUCGUACAAAAUACUGUGUUUGGCCAUCCAGACAUCUGGUUAGUUAUAUCGUUAAAGGUGGUUGUCAUGUUGUUGCAAUUGGUGACAAACAUUCUAAACUCUUCGCAAUGCAAUGGCGGAUUUCUUUUGCACCAGCCGAAAAAUCUCUUGUUUGGUCGUUCAAUCACGUACAAUUGAAAACGUAUGCUUUAUUGAAAAUGUUCCUAAAAGAGUGCAUCGAACGCGAUCAGUCAAUAAAUGAACUGCUCUGUUCCUACUUCAUGAAGACAAUUGUAUUCCAUGCGAUAGAACACUCCACACCUUCUAUGUGGGUGGACGAUAACAUUGUCCAGUGUUUUUGGUAUUGUUUUACCAUACUCCUGGAAUGUGUACAGACCGGAUACUUGCCGAACUACUUUGUACCUACCCACAACAUGUUUCUUUCCAAAGUAACUGGCGACAACAGGAGAAGAUUACUCCAUGUCCUGAAUAGAUAUCAGUGUAUGGGAUACACUUGUCUGUUUCAGUGUCCGAGUCUUCAGGCUUUACCUCGAAUCAUACAAGAAAAUCAAUCAACGUAUCCAUUGGCAGGUGAACAUUUAUAUAUAGAAUGCAAAGAUGAUUCUUUUGUAGUGACGAACCAAGCAAUGUAUGUUGAUAACUGUAUAGAUAGUGCAACCGCAUUGAGAUUAAUUCACAAAGUAUUUCUGAAAUAUUCUGACGACAACAUUCUCGAUAUUGGAUUGCUGUUUUUUAUUCAGGCCAUAUCACACAGUUCUGGUAACAGUAUUGCCAACCUAACUCAUACCCACCAUAACAGCAAUAAAACUGCGUACGAAAAAAUCAGAAGGCACAAACGCUUCCUCCACUUGUCGUCAGCCACAGAUGUCUGCAAUGGGUUGUUAUCACUGGCAACGUUUUAUUACAAUGUUGGAUCUUACACUAAAGCUUCUGACGUAGCAACACGAGUGGUGUUGUCCUGUCAUAGGACGGGGUUAAUACAGAACCACGGUAAUGGUUUGGAAUACAUGGCAGAGAUGUGCGGUAAAGGAUACACACUACUGCAGAAGGCAAAACGUUCAUUUGUAUUACCAUUUAUAAUAUGUAAAGAGGGGUACAAUUUGUAUCCACCAGAAUUACAAGUCGAGGUUCAAACAAAUGAGUACCCCAUCAUACUUCCACCACUACCGUACGCCCUCUUCCUUCUUGUGUUGUCUACCUUCAGACUCGGCAACAUCGACCAGUCCCAGACAAUCCUCGAGGAUCUCAUGGCUGUACGGAACAAUCGUAUCUACGGUGUACGUCACUAUCCCAUCUUACACAAUCUGGUCGGGAUAUGUCACCAACUGUUAGGGAACACAAGACAGGCCAUCCUAGCAUUUAAGAAGUCUUACAGACAACGUCCUAAUCCAGCUGCUGCAAUCAUGAUCGCUGCCCAUUGUUGGACUUAGAGGGAUUAAAGUGACAACAUAAACAUCGACAGAUUGGAUUACUGCAGUGUUCCUUUAAAGAAAGAGAGCGUUGAUGUCAUCGACGAUGAUUACAGCGUGUAUUGCUGUCGAAAACAAUGUACAACAUUGAUCCAGUCCAUUUUAUAAAAAUUACUUGGUUUUGCUUCGUGAUAUACCAAUCAGUACAUUUCUUGAAUACACUGACGCAUUUAUUUUUUAUUAUAUGAACCUGUUGAACAUUCGUAGAAAUGAUCUGUGACUAGACCAAAGGAAGAGGAUCUGUUAAACCAGCACUAACUCGUUAGAAUCAUUUGUUCUUCCUUGUCAAUAUUCUUCAGAAAUAAAUACUGAUGUUGAUUGUGUAUAACACCGUCCAAGGCACUUCUGUUGACAUGUCAUGGUUUUACAUUUGCACUCAUGGUUCAUGGACGAGAGGUGGUACCGAAUUGUUAAGGAGAAUUUGUUUAUUGAUAGUUCAUAAAUGCGAGGUGGUACUGUAUUGUUCAUGGGAAUAUAUUUAUUAAUGGUUCAUGGACACGAGGUGGUACUAUAUUGUUAAGGAGAAUAUGUUUAUUUAUGGUUUAUGAAUGCGAGAUCGUAAUGCAUUAUGCUGGGAAAUAUAUUCGUUUUUGGAUGCUAUGUGCUACCAUAUAGGUUCAUGGGAAUAUCUUAGCGGAGACAUUUUCAUUUUUUUAAAUAACGGAAUAGUUAUCGGCUUCAUAUCCAAUAUUUCGUCUUAUAGUAGUGAUACAAUUAUAA